AUGGACCCACCGCCGUUCAAUUUCAAUACCGCCCCCAGUACAUCGGGCAAACCUCCAGCAGCUUCAAGCGCUUUUGGAGCCGCAGUCCCAAAAGUAGCAUUCGGGUCGUCUUUCGGAAAACCAUCAAUCCUCUCUCAAGCCGCGAAACGAGCAACAGAGGCGCCGACCGAACCGAAUGCUCCAGGAGUUGUACCUUCCAAAAAUUCAUUGGCGAGUCGGUUGACUGUGCUAGGAAAAAAUAAGGAAUCAAUUUUCAAAUCGCAAGGAGAUUCUGCUGAUCGCAAAGUUCCCGUUCUACAAGAGGGUCAAUUUGCUAUUCGACCAAGAACAAGGGAAGGAAAAUGGCCAGUGGGAUCCCUCGCAAACAGAAGACGAGCAGCCACUCCUGACGGAUCCGAAAAUAAGACCUCGAUAUUCAAAAAUCCUUCGGAUCCAAAACCAGCUGGAAACAUCGUGAAACCAAGUUUCUUCGGAAGACAGAACGUCGAUAAUAAGAGCGUUUUCGGAAGCGUGAAGCCUAUUGUAGACGACGAUUCACACGACGAGACUGAUCAUGCAACAAGUAAUGAGGCACCAACAACAAUGUUCGGGGUACCACUAGCUACUUCUUCCUCAAAAGGAUUCGGAACAAUGUCUUUCAAAACUGAUAAGGCUGGUGCAUCAUUUAAGCCCUUUGCUGAUCGUACGUGGAGACCUGCAAACAGACCGACUUCGGCUCCCGGAAAUCGACAAGGAAAAAUGGGACCAGAAGAAGCAAAACUGAUUCAAAGUCUAGUUUCCUUAAGAGGCCGGAAGUGCUUGGAGGAUUAUGACAAGUAUAUGCUGCUCGAUGAUAGAGAUAAAAUUCUGUGUCAGCUGAGAGAAGUCGACAGUCCAUCGAUUCAGAGACUUGAGCGAUGUGAAGAGAUGUGUACAGAGAAAGAACGAUAUCAGAGAAUAGUGCAGAAAGGAGUAUCUCCAUUUGAAUGUGAUAUUGAAACAGGAGACGUUUCCCACGAAAUGAUGGUCCUUGAUGAGUUCCCUGAGUCUCCAGAACAGCGGGCUGCUUGGUAUAAUUUUCUCUGGAACCGAACUCGUGCUCUCCGAAAAGAAGUAACACAACUAUCCCUCUCCGAUGCAUUGGCUCUGAAUCUAGUUGAACGGUGCACUCGUCUUCACAUUCUUUUCGGAUAUGUUCUUUGUGAUCUCGAAACAGAGCACUUCGACGCUGCGAUGAACAACGAAACGCUUGGAAAAUGUCUGCAAACUCUCCGCCAUUUCUAUGAAGACUUCGAGAAAAGAGGGAUUCCAUGUGUAAAUGAGGCAGAGUUCAGAUCUUACGAUGUGAUGCUUCAUAUGAACGAUACGAAUAUUCUAUCUCAAGUUCUCUCGUAUCGUAGCGAAGUUCGUCAAUCACAAUCAGUCCGACUCUCUCUUCAAUUGGCAUCUGCAUUCCGAGAUAAGAAUUACUACCGCUUCUUCCGUCUACUCCAAACACAAGCAUCAUAUCUACAAUGUUGUGUAGCUCACAAGCUCUUCACUGUUACCAGAACAAAUGCUAUCUCAAUAAUGGCAAAUGCUUAUGGACGAAACAGUUUUCCACUCGACAAACUUCAACGAACUCUCGGUUUUGAUAGUGUCAGCGAUUUGACUUCGGUAUUGAAUACAUACGGAUUGAGAACGGAAGGAAGUGAUUACGUGGUGCUAUCAAGAGAUGAUUUAACUCUGAAUGAAACUGUUCCUAUCACUACAUAUCAAUGGAUCGAUCAGAAAACUUCAGAAAAGUUGAGUUCUGUUGUUUAUGGACCUGGACUAUUCCAAUUCAUUGCUUCUCGUUGUGACGUGUCGAAUUCUUUCAAUCAUCAUCACGAAUAUGUUCAUGAUAAAGUAUUAGAUUCCGUGCUCAGCGGAUCUGACAUUCCACCAGUGAACAACUCCUCGAUUUCCUCAUUUUCCCAGUCGGGUGGAUCACUUUCUAUGCAAGCGACAAUUGAACAGCGAAAGAAAGCUGAAGAAGAAAGAUUAAGGAAAGUUGCGGAGGCUCAGCGGCACCAAUUGGUUGAAAAACUGAUGACGAGAGUCAUCGAUCAGGUCACUGCGGGAAUAGUUGAUGAGGAGAUUCGGAAGGCGAGGAUACUUCGAAAACAAAUGAUUGCAUUCGAAAACGCAAGAAAACUAAAAGAAGAACAAGAGCGAUUGAUAAAGGAAAUGGAGUUGAAAAGAAAGGAAAAGGAGAAAGAAGUAGCAAGAAAUCUAGCAAUGAAGAUAGCAAAAGAGGCAGCCGACAAGGAAUUGAGGCGGAUUACGGUAGACGAAAUGAAGAAAGAACGAAGGGAAAGAGAACGAAAACUGGCACAGCACAUCGUUAAUAAAUUCUGGAAAGAAGUGUUGAGGAGUGUCGAUUGUCAUGUGAAGACAAUCUGUGUGGAGAUGGUUAACGAGAAAGAAGAGAUUCUGGACCGUCUAGCAGUCAUCAGUGACAGACUAUCAAAACAAUGGUUACUGCAGUUUUGGAAUAGGUGGAGAGAAUGGGUUCAAAUUAAGAAGAUGAUGAGAAGAUGUGUUCCGAGAUGGGAAUCAGAAGACUACGCAAACAAUCUAGUCAAGAAAUACGGAGGAAAAAGUCAAACGACUUCUCCCGUUUUCCCAAUUUUAGACCGUCCAACCAACCAUAUUCAGCUGAAAAUAUUCAAAAAGAAUCGUCAGAAUCGGAUCGUUCGCGAUGCAUUCGGAAAAUGGAGAGCGAGAGCUCACAAGAUGAGUGUGCUGAAAAAGCAGGCGAAGGAUCGUCAGAAAAGGGAGAACGAGUUUUAUAAACGCUUUGAGAAGAGUGCGAAGAUUGAAACACGAUUCAAGUUUGAUGCUCCUGAUGAUUGGAUGAAAACAAAACGGAGGAGCAGUGAGACAUUCCAAGAGAAGAAACCAACACCAGAUUUUCACAACGGGUCUUUCCAAGAUCUGGAUACUUCGCUUUAUGUUGCUCGUCGACAUUUAGAGGAAUGGGAACCUGUAUCAGAAAUUCCUGAUGACCUUAAAGAAAAGCUGAAAAGAAGAAGAGACUCUUUUGAUAGAAUAUGUGAAGAGCAUAUUUUGAAAAAGAAGAAAGAGGAAGCAUUGCUAUGUGAUGAAGCCAAAAAGAACAAUCUUCACAUUGAAAAAGUAACAAAAGAAGCAGAUACACUUCUUGACGAAACACUUCGAUACACCGCUGAACUUGAUCGAAUGAUGGCAGAUAUCAAAUCAAGACGUGUCGAUGACUUGUAG
Messenger RNA from Caenorhabditis remanei, 3243 nucleotides. RefSeq lists its product as uncharacterized. The transcript has 10 exons. Gene Ontology annotation, cellular component: cytoplasm; transcription export complex 2; nucleus. The record is from RefSeq and is a predicted model, not a curated record. Gene Ontology annotation, biological process: mRNA export from nucleus. Lineage: Eukaryota; Metazoa; Nematoda; Chromadorea; Rhabditida; Rhabditidae. The coding region runs from base 1 to 3243 and encodes 1080 amino acids.